AUGAAACUCCUGAUCGAAUACCAGCAACCCUACUGGAGAGUCGAACUUAUCACGUCUUCCAGCAGGGAGGUGUUUGGAUCCACGACGCUAGCUGAGAUCCCCCGACUUGAUACGAAAGCAGAGUCAACAUCCUCGGUCGAUUUGUCGACUGGCACUUUUGUCCAAAGACCACGACGCUCGCGACGCAAGGCGCUCCGGAAGCGCUUCGAUACACUUAUCUCUCACCUCACUUGCGCGUCUAGACGAAGCGUAAGAGAAGCCGAAGAACGAAAGACGAGUCACAUUGACUCCACGCUGGCCGGCCAAGAAAUUGUACACAGAAGGGUGACCGAAAUGGCAGGAUCCGACGUUGAGAUCUACCAGGCUGCUGAGCCUGAAUGGUUCAAGAACGACUUCGAGCCACCAUGCGAGCUCGACAGCACCUAUAUCUGGAGAAACGCUCAGCCGUUGGCUCGACAAGGCCCUAGCUCUGCUGUCUUAGUCGGAAACUGUGCACAAACUCCUCCAGACUUGUCUCCACAAAGUGUCUCUCAGAAGUCUUCACCAAUAUUGCCCAACACUCCAACUGCGGCUGGCAGUGAUCCCUCUCUGUGUCAGCAGAAUGGUGGUUCCCUCGUAGGAACCAUAUCGCCAUACGAUGUUGCCACACUUUCGCAGCAUCGACACGAGUUCCCUGAGUCCCUGGGUUAUGGAAUACCAGAGAGCCCUGUAUUCUUUGACGUCGGUGACUCAAUGGUUGUCCAGGGUAGUCACGAUCUUGACCUCCUCAAUCCGAACGUGGAAUGGUCUGAGAGCAUUUUCCAGCAGUUCGAUCGCACCAACCAUACCUCCUACUCGCAGAUGAAUCCUACAACUUUGCACACGGACUCACAGCAAGCCAUCUUGGUGGCACCCUCUUCUUCCACUCCCGAAGACAAGUCAGCCCGCAAAAUCAAGGCACUGUUGGGCACCUGGGAGUUAGCAGGCGACUCGACCUGGACUCGUUUGGAUGAACAUGGAUCGAUGCCGGACGCUGAAGUUGGAAUUGUGUAUACUUCCCAUCUCAGCUACGUCGAGUCUUCCCCUGACCAAGACGGUACCUAUGCUCGCAAUCGCCACACGGACGAGAGCCUCAACGUCUCACAGGCGGACGCCAGCUCUGCGAACCAGAAGGAGUGGCCUCCAGUCCAGUGCGAGCAUUGCAAAGCGGUGUACACUGGUCAGUAUGGAGCAGGAAACAUGAAGCGACAUGUCAACAACACCUGCAAGGAAGCACCUUAUCUCCAGAAAACUCACGACUGCGGGAUCUGUAAGAAUUCGUACAAUCGAAGCGAUGCUCUGCGCAAUCAUGAACGUCGAAUUCAUCCAAACUCAACCAUCACACAGCCCAGGAAGAAGUCCGCGCGUAUGUUGGGCUUGGUCGACGAGCAGCAAGCGUCUCGGACUUCUUGA
This is a messenger RNA of Ascochyta rabiei, 1431 nucleotides long. RefSeq lists its product as uncharacterized. NCBI's taxonomy places the organism in Eukaryota, Fungi, Ascomycota, Dothideomycetes, Pleosporales, Didymellaceae. The record is from RefSeq and is a predicted model, not a curated record. Bases 1 to 1431 code for a protein of 476 amino acids. The transcript has 2 exons.